Molecule: messenger RNA, 2968 nt
Organism: Propithecus coquereli (Coquerel's sifaka)
Lineage: Eukaryota; Metazoa; Chordata; Mammalia; Primates; Indriidae
Gene: SP110
Product: SP110 nuclear body protein
Exons: 13
Coding region: 150-1445 (431 amino acids)
Biological process (GO): regulation of transcription by RNA polymerase II
Cellular component (GO): nucleus
Molecular function (GO): DNA-binding transcription factor activity, RNA polymerase II-specific
Source: RefSeq, a predicted model, not a curated record
GCGAGGCCAGCCCCACAAGUCCACAGAAGACCCGGGACUGCUUCCUCAUUCCUAAGGAAGAGGGUGGAAAAGUCCACUCGACUAAAAGGGAUUGAAGUUGUUUCGAGCUCUAAAGGAAGAAGUUCUUGCAUGACGUGGUUUGCCAGGUGAUGUGGAGGGGCUUCAGGAUGUACACUGUGCCCAGGGCCUUGGAAGAGGCCCUUUUUCAGCACUUCAUCUACCAGAAGAUGGAUAUUGCUUAUGCCAUAGACAAGCCAUUUCCCUUUGUCGAAAGCCUCCGAGACAAAGCUUUCAUCACCAACAGAAUGUACAAGGAAUCUCUGGAAGCCUGUAGGAAUUUGGUCCCUGUAUCCAAAGUGGUGCACAAUAUUCUCACCAAACUGGAGAAGACUUUUAGCCUGUCUCUUCUGGUGACACUGUUCAGCGAAAUUAACCUGCACGAAUACCCCAGUCUGGUGAAGAUUUUCAAAAGCUUCAAAAGUGUUAUGGCUUCCUAUGGACAGUGGAGCAGAGCCACACCAACCCUACUCGAAGUCCCAACUGGCCCAGCAGAAGGGUGCUCCCUCCAGACCCUGCCGCUGCUACCCCCACCGCCACCCCCUCCACCCAGCUGUCCGCUCUGUGUGUCCAGAGGCAGUGAGCCUGGAGCAUCCUCGCAGCGAAGCAAUGAGAUCCUGGGCGAACCACCCAGCUCUUCUGACCCUGCCGUGUCUCUCCCUGGACUCAUUCAGGAAGGAAGGAGAACUGCAGUGACCAAUGACAACUUAACAGCAAAAAUGAAUGAGGAAGAAGACUCACACAAGAUGUCCAGCCCUCCCCCUGGCACUGCGCAAGCGUCCAGUGACAACCUGAGCCCCCAAAUAAAAGAUGAAGAAGAUUCUCAGGAGAUGCCCCACGCUCCCCCAGGCCCUACGCCAGUGGUAAGAGAUGAAUCUUUGGAACCAAAUGACCCAAAAGAGCCCCAGGAGGUAUCCAUCACACCUUCAAACAAGAAAGGAAAGAAAAGAAAAAGAAGUAUCUGGGCAACUCCAAAAAAGAGAAAUCAGAAGAAAAGGCUCCCAAGAGGGACAGCCUUACCUGGGCAGGGCACUCAAGAAAAGCUCCAAGUGGUGGAUCAGAUGACUCAAAGGAAGGAUGACUCAACCAGAAACUUGAAGGUAGUGACAAGGACCCAAAAGACAAGAACUGAAUUUGCCCAAACGUCCAGAUCAAAGGACAUCAGUGACAGCACUUCAGAAAUGAAUAAAGGAAAGAAGUCCCAGGAGACGCCUAGCACACCACCAACGGCCACACAAGAGGCAACUUCACCUGGGCAUGGGAUCCAAGAAAAGCUCCCAGUGGUGGGUCAGGCGACUCAAAGGAAGACGGACGACUCAACCUGCAACUCAAAGAUCAUGACAAGGGCCCAAAAGGCAAGAUCAAAGGAGUCACCACUACUCUACUGAGCAUGGGAGACUCAUUUGAUUCUGGCCGACUCAGUAAUGAAAGUAGCACCAAUCCUCAAAGUGGACACAUCUUCAGCAUUAUCCCUUAAUGGUUCAUCUCUAGAAGUGAAGUUGCUUGGUCAUCGAGUCUGCAUAUUUAAAAUUAACACAUAUUGAUUGUGAAAUUGCCAAAAUUAUUGUCAGUUACACUCCCAUUAACAUUGUAUGGGCAUCCUUUUCCCUGCUCCUUCAGCAGCAUUAGAAAUAACAAGAGUGUUCUGUUUGCCAAAUGUAAAGGCAAAGAAUGAUAUUCCACUGGUGUUUUCCUUUGAAUUUCUUUGCACUAUGCAGAUGAUUAAACAUGCCGUGGUUUGUUGUAUUCCUGUUAACCAAUCUUCCAGUGCCCCAUCUCCUCAGAAGGUUACACAGCCCUGCCCUGUGGACUCAGGAGUGCCCAUGUGACUUGACUUAGCCAAAAAAACAUGGACCAAAGUGAGAGGCUCACUUUCAGGCCAAAGCUUUAAGGGCUUACAUAUCUUCUUUCCCUGUGUCCCAAGACCAGCAAUGUUCUAGACAGAGGCUGCCCUGUCCCCAGGAGCCAGGAUUGUUGGUGACAUGGGGCUGAGCUUCAACUAAUGUGUGAACAAGCAGCAUGAGGGAGAAGUAGACCUUUGUUGUUGUAAACCAGAACUUGGCAAACUUUUUCCCGAAAGGGCCAGAAGAUAAAUAGUUUAGGCUUUGCUGGCCAUACAGUCUCUCUCACAAAUACUCAGCUCUGCCUUUGUAUCGUGAAAGCAGCCAGAGACACAACAAAUGGGAAUCAACGUGUUCCAAUAAAACUUUAUUUACAAAAACAGGCAGCAGGCCAAUUUGGCCCUCAGGCCAUACUUUGCUGACAGCUAUAAUAAACUGAUGAGAUUUGGGAAGAUCAUGGAUUACCACAGCAUUAUCUAGCCUAUCUUUACUAAUUUACCUGUUGCUUUAAUAAAUUUGUCAUUAUUAGAAUUUUUUCUUUUGAGGAUCACCUAUUCAUAUUUGCCCAUUUUUAUAUACUACUAGUCAUUCUGUGUUUAAGCAGUUAGGGAAAUAAACCCUUCAUUAUACUUGCUGCCAUUUUUCUCAUUUUGUUUUUGUCAUUUAACUUACUUGAGAAGCUUUUGGUUGUGGAGACAUUUUUUUUAAUACACAAAUCAGUCUAUCUUCAGCAGUAUGGUUUAUGCCAGAGUUUCUCAACACGGCAUUAUUGACAUUUGAGGCUGAAAAAUUCAUUACUACGGAGGCCACACUGUGCCUCCUUGGGUGUUUAGCAGCAUCCCUGGCCCCCACCCAUUAGAGGCCAGGAGCACCUGCCUCCCAAUCUUGCUUCUCAAAUAAAAAAAUUUCCAAACAUUGCCACGUAUCCCCUGGGGGCAGAAUCACCCAGCACCGACGACUGCUUUAUGCUCUGUCCUUUUUCCCUAGAAAGCCCUUUCUGUGUAAUAUUUAUAAUGCUAUAUGUUAUCCCUCUAUCAGCACUUUCACGUUCCAUGGUUUCAGUUACCCAU